This is a messenger RNA of Thyridium curvatum, 2367 nucleotides long. RefSeq lists its product as uncharacterized. The transcript is spliced from 4 exons. The coding region runs from base 1 to 2367 and encodes 788 amino acids. NCBI's taxonomy places the organism in Eukaryota, Fungi, Ascomycota, Sordariomycetes, Thyridiales, Thyridiaceae. Gene Ontology annotation, biological process: DNA-templated transcription; positive regulation of transcription by RNA polymerase II. The record is from RefSeq and is a predicted model, not a curated record. Gene Ontology annotation, molecular function: DNA-binding transcription factor activity, RNA polymerase II-specific; zinc ion binding; sequence-specific DNA binding.
AUGUCUGAAGCGGAACGAUCUUUCUUUGUUGGUGCUGUCUUGAAUCCCCCGAAACCUGGCCCAAUUCUCACAUUUUCUCAGACCGUCUCUGCUUGCAACAGAUGCAGGAAGCGCAAAGCCAAAUGUGAUACCAGACUGCCUGCGUGCCUGCCAUGCCAAAACUCGGGCUCCAAAUGUGAGUAUACGGAGGCGAGGACGAAAACUACUUUCCCCCGAGACUACAUUUGCGAUCUCGAGAUAGAGGCCGGCAACCUGGAGCACAAGCUUAGGCAACUCCAAUCUGCUGCCAAAUCGACCAGAUCUCAUGACAACAAUACCUCUCCCCGUGAUCUGGAUACGCCAACCUCCUCGUCGCGGGGGAAUGAUGAGGCCCAAGCCCAGGCAGAUCUGAUCAGACUCGAGUCUGGUGGUGAUGCGCACUAUCUAGGUGUAUCGAGCGGUAUACAUUUGGCACGUUCCGUCUUGGAAUCAGCACGGCGCAACAAUCCCUCUUUUGACGCGCUCCCUGAGAGGCGCCGGCCAGGCUCUACUACAUCGCCAUCGCAACAGAAUGAACAUGCAGCUACCUCAAGCUCGCGUGCUGCCUUCCCCUCGUGCGAGGCCGCUAUCAAUUUGGUAGAGAUCUUCUUCAACCAAUAUCAGGUGCAGUAUCCGAUACUGGUCGAAGAUCAGUUCAUACAGGAAACACAAAUCUUCUACAGUACCGGUUGUCUUUCUGGCACAUCUCACAACGAUAUCACCAUGAGGUUUAUGCUUCAAGUGAUCUUCGCCAUCGCUCUUCUCAGCCUCUCCAAGGAGAACCCCGAAGCACUCGUCCUUGCCGAGAGCUUCAAUACAAAUGCAAUGGCGGAACUGACCGCCGUCAUGCAGCACAAAGGUCCGAGAACACUGCAGUGUCUCCUACUGCUCCUUCUGUAUUCGCUAUUGAACUCGUCAACGGCGCCCAUUUGGUACAUUUCCGGGAUAGCCAUCCGCAUGGUCAUCGACCUUGGCUUCCAGUCCGAAAGAACCAUUCAUCUGUCUGGAACUGGCAUCGCCAACGAAGAUGAGAUAGACUUGAAAAGGCGACUGUUUUGGGCGACAUAUUCUUUUGACAGGACCUUGAGUAUCAUACUUGGACGCCCUUUCACAUUGGAAGACCGAGAGAUUGAUGUCGAGUACCCCGGCCGAUCGUUGCCCCUGAACAAACGCGCAUCCAUUAUCCAUUGGAUCAAGCUGCAAAGACUCCAAAGUAGGUCGGUUUCAUAUCUCUAUACUGUCAAGCCAGGCCAUGAGCACACAGUGGAGCACCAACAAUCUGUUUCUGCUUGGAUCAGAGACAUGGCGAAAAGCCUCGCGACCUGGAAAGACGAAGCUACAGCGCUUGCAGACACAACUAUCCAUACAGUAGACUGGUGGCAUUAUUGGUAUCAAAACGCCCUGUUGGUGCUCCACCGACCUUCACCGAAUAAUCCAACUCUUGACCCAGAAGCUUUCUCGACUUGCUACACAGCAGCGAAAAACAUGAUCCAGUCAUCGUUCAUUCGGGUCCACAAAGGGCUGAUGGAUUUCAGUUGGGUCGACCUUCACUAUCAGUUCAUGGGUGGCAUCACGCUUCUCUUCUUGAUAUGGAACAGUCCCGACAUCCGUCAGCAGGCUCGCUCAGAUUGGACGAGCUUCAAGAGUUGCCUUGUGCAAUGGGAGGUGGUGCUCGAGGGCAUGGUCGUGCGCUGGGACCGCGUCAAUAGAGCCAAGGAAGUUCUAGGCAAACUGGCUGAUGCAACUGUGGAUAUCGUGGAAAGAGACAUGACGAAGUCAUCCAACCUCAGGGGCUCAAGGGAGGCUUCGAGGUUGACUCAAGACCGGGACCAUCGGAAGUCUAUCAUGCAACAGCUUGGCUCACCAAGACUUCAGAAUGCCGCGCCAGCACAGGUUGCUCAACCUGUAGAAACCGAAAUCACCGCCAUCGACAUGAUGGCGUCGAUGCCACAGGCAGCAGCCCCGUCUGACACGGCGGAUCAAUCACAGGCUUUCUUUAACCCCUCCGCAACUCAGGGUCCUUCAUUCGAGCCUUCGCCGGGAGAAAUUCUUGAAAUGGAUCAAACAUCAGAUUCUCCCUUCUGGGCGCUCGAGACAUCACCUUUCGCCCUGCCGCCCGAUUUGUCGGCGAUGUUCAAUGAUGAGAUGUGGACAAGUUUCGGACCCUACGAGAACACCAUGAUGCCGGGUAACUUUGGGCGUUUCGAAUACUUCCCCGUGCCUGUCCCUGGGGCUGAUGUAAACUUUGGGGCGCCGGUCACCGGGGACAAUGGCACAAGGAACGCGGCGUGGGCUGACAGUGUACUCAACUUUCACGGGCCAUGGGACGACGGGGGGCAGGACACUUAG